Macrobrachium nipponense is the source of this 14710-nucleotide messenger RNA. RefSeq names its product teneurin-m-like. The record is from RefSeq and is a predicted model, not a curated record. NCBI's taxonomy places the organism in Eukaryota, Metazoa, Arthropoda, Malacostraca, Decapoda, Palaemonidae. Gene Ontology annotation, biological process: motor neuron axon guidance.
AGUUGGCUGGUAGCUGUGUGCGGGAAAGGACCUACGGUCGUGCUCUUUGUGCGCGUGAAAACUUACCAACCCCCUCCAUCGCAACUGCUGAAGUACUGUCCAGUGAAUUUUUGUUCGAACGCAUGUAAAAGGGUUCCCACUGCAACCGUCAACAUUUUUCCAUUGCAAAUUGACAAUUUCUGCCCAUCGUUAAGUUUUUCUUUUUCGGUCAACUAUUCCAUCGACUGUGUGUAGUUGGUAAACUCGAGAUUAUAUAGCGAUGAUUAUCGGCAGGUGAAACGUUGCUUGGGAACUCCCUGCAAAGUGUUCAUUAUUCCAGGGGGGUUAGGGUGAUUGAAACUAUGACACACGUGAAGAACAUCCACGUCUGAUAUCAUUCCUGCCUGUGUGGAGACCUAAUAUUUACAAAAUCUUCUUGUAAACAGACCCCGUAGAAGUCGGCGCUAUAAACAUCAAAGCUGUGAACUGAAAUGUUAACAUUUGUGUUGGGAAACAAUGCUACUCUGGUGGAACUUGAUUCAGACCCCGCAUUAACCAGUAGGUUGCAAAGAUAAAAUGACAGUUUAAUCUACUUGAAAGCGCAUCACAGCACAUUACGCUAGAAACAGUAAAUCAAGAAAAUAGACGGCUAUCGAUAAUUCAUCCUAACGGAUAGCAAUAUUGUGAUUGUCAAACAUGAGAAGUGUAUCAAAAGCGUUUUUAUAAACUCUGUCCGUAAUGAUGGUUGCAAAUGAAGACUGCUGUAUGACAGGUGGGCUACUCAACGACGGGGAGGGGACUGGGGGAGGGGGACGCAGCAACAAUAUGUCGCGUCUGAACGGCCGUGUACAUCACUCUGGACCCCAGCACGGUACCUCCGCCCAAUACCAAGCCGUACCUACGCAGUACCACCACCAAGGCCCCCCUGUUCAGUACCAGGGCUCACAGCCUCACCCGGAGGAGUUCGAGCCUUCCUGCCUCGUUAGAACACCCUCGGGCAACGUUUAUAUUCCUUCGGAUAUGCCAAAGCCCUCAACCUUGGAGUACAAAUCAGGCCUCCACUCCCCAAGUCUCCACAGUCCAGUCAAGGGAGACCAGCAGAAGGUCAUGGAAGGGUACAAUGUUCAGUUUGGCGGUGGCCUUCCAGCACCAGUAUUACCCGUCCGUAACAACCUCCGCCGCCCAGGGCAUGGGAACAGGGGAGUGGGCACCGCAUCCAGCAGCGUCGGGAGGGGACAGGGAUCCCCGCGCUGCUCUUGGAAAUGCACUGCCAUCAUCUUCAUCACAAUCGCUGUCGUUCUCGCAGCUGUCCUGAUCUACAUUGCAGCAACAAGCAGCCUAGCUUGGUCUCAUGGAGGCUGCGCUGUGCUGGUCGAAGAUCCCGCGGUGAUUAGCGACGAGGCACAUCCUGGUCAGGCGAAAUCUCGAGGUAACCACCAAGGUCGGGGACGACACGACCAUAGCCCUCCUACACUUCAUGACGAUGGGUUCCUGUUUCUGUACAAUGCCAUACAGGAACAGCGGCCCUACCAAUACCUCCUUGAGCAACCCAUCGCCGAGUUGUCUCCCCGCCGCAUGCGUAGGAGUGUGCAGCAUGAUCUAGAUCCUCCCCGCAUGGAUACUGACCCUCCGUUGCAACACUUACCUCCUCCUCCUCCUCCUAACCAGCAGUUUAAUUCCCCAACUUACCCAGCUUCCCUUCCCCCAUCUAAUCCGGUAACUGUGUCCCCCCCUAGUACACUAUCAGCAAACACCAAAAGUAGUCAGUCCGAUGGAGCCAUCCCUCCUAAUGCGCUGCCACUUCAUGACGAGGAAACUUUUGAAUUCACUUCUAGUGAUACUCAGGAUAGAGUUGUAAGUACUCCUUCAGAACAUCCUCCUCUUUUACCCUCAGAGAGGGCUCAUGGUGACCCAGAAAUAGCGAGCCCCUCUGCGGAUACUCCCCCUGCUGCAUCACCAAAAAUAGUUAUCUUAGAUCAUAUUCCUUUAGACAAGGUUUCCUUUUUGCCAGACAAGAUUCCAGAUGGAGCUCCUGAACCCCAGGAUGAAUAUAGUGCUAAAGUCAUCCAGUCUAAUGUUCGUGAGGUUUACGCCCCUGUCAUAGAUGUUGUUGAAUACAGCGAGGGAGAGGAAUCGUUAGUCUCUGAUAGAGUUUCAAGCAUAAGCUUUACUGAUGACUAUGCCAAAGACACAGAUGUUGUAAGCCAGGUCGAUGAAUAUAGUGAUAUUGGCAAAAAUGGUGAUGAAGAGAGUGAACCUGUCACAGAGCCCGAUUAUAUGUAUGGCAACCAGCCUAAUGGAAGUCAUGCUGAUCUAGUUGAAUAUGAACAGGAAAAUAGCACGCAAGUACAGUUGUCAACAGAUAUACCAGAUAUAAUUAAUGGUGAAAGCAAUGUUACAUUGGAAGACCUGUCAAUGUAUUGGACUGAUUUUGACCCAGAUAUCAUGGUCGGAGAUGACCCAAGGGCUGCAUCAGGUAGUCAAAGAGACAAAGCAAAACGUCAGAGUAAACCUUUACGGUCUUGGAUGGGAGCGUUCCCUACAUUACCCCCAAGGCCCAAACCUGAUGUUAGUAAUUCAUCCAAGAUGUCAUCCUUUUCUUCCACAGUGAGUAGAAAAAUAGACACAGAUUCCAUUAUUUAUCCCCCCAGUGAGAUGACUUCCCCUUCACUGGGUACACAGAAAACAGGAAUGUUAAGGUUUUCUCUCACUCAAGAUGGCCAAAUUAACAAGCGAAAGAACAUUUCAAGUUCUAUCGAUGCAUGGUUUUCAAGGUAUGGUUAUGAAAACAGUAACUAUACAAGAGAUGAUGAAACGCCCCUAGUGACUGAAGUGUCUGUAGAAGAAGAGGAACAGUCUCUUAAUCAGAGUUCUGCAGAUACCUAUGAUCCAAAGUAUAUACUUGGUGAAAGUCUUUCUUUAGACCCAGAGCAGUACCCUUCAAGAAUCCUGAGAUCACUAGGGGUUCCAAAGUAUCGUGAUGUAGAGAGAUCACCAGAUUAUUAUGAUGCUGUGGGCGCUUCUCGUUCAAGACCACGAUUGGCAGUUGAAGUCUUUCCCCAUAUCUUUGAUUAUAACCUAGACGAUCAUGAUGAGUAUUACUAUAAUGAUGAUGAAGAUAAUCUUUACUAUUUUGAUGAUUAUUCUGACAAAAAUUCACAUGCAAGACCCAGUCAAGGGGGUGGCGAUGAUUUUGAAGAUGCUCAGGAUGAUGGAGAUGACUCAGAUGACGUAAUACUUAGUAAGAGUGAAGAUAUUGGUGAGACAGAAGCAGGUUUCCGUAGCCCAGAAGUCGUCACCGUGCAGCCAGUUAGGAGAUUGCAUGUGGUACCAACUAAUUUAGUCCAAAGCAUUACUCAUUAUCCGUCAGGUCUAAGAGCAAUGUCAUUGAUGAAAGAAGAUUUUCAGCUUGACAUCUCUGAGCCCCAGGUGAAAUUGCUACCAAAAGGGCAAGAGGAAGUCGUUGAGAUAGAAGUUGUACAAUUAGAUUCAAAAUCUUGGCCACACAGGUCAGUGGAAACUGGGCCACAUUAUUCCCCUGCUUCCCACCAUCAUGAUAGAGAAAUAACACCCACUGUUAAGAAACACAUUGAAACCACAACAACAGAGGCAACAACCCCAGCUUCCACACCAGUACCACAUCAUGUUACACCUUCAAAGCCACCUGGAGUUCCAUCAGCUCAGUUAUACACAGCUAAGUUCUUGCCUACUAGGUCACCACCUUUAGAGCCUAGGCCUGUAAGAGUUUCAGAUUUUGAUAGUAGCUCUGCACAGCAACGUGCAUUUGAGCAUAGUAGUUUCCUAAGUAUACCAAAGUUCCUCAUGCAAAAAACAGAUUCAACACCUCCAUACCAAAGGUCACACGUAAGUGACCAUUAUGCUGGUACCACAGUGACUGAUAGAGAGCCAAGAGUGCAUGCAUUAAAUACCUAUGCUUCCACUGUUGGUGAAGAGAUUCACGGUUCAUCAACAGCCGAAUCCCGAAAUUUACGAAGUGUCCAUCAGAGCGACAGGCAUCAUGUAACAUAUCAUGAACCAGUUUCAUCUCUGACCUACAGCUCACAUUCUACUGAACCUUGGAGUGAAGACAGAGAACACUAUGAAGAAAAGCUAAAGGAAAGAGAGGAAUUAAGCCAAAACAAUCCGUCAUUGGCAUCUAGUUAUAACCCAGAAGAAAUGGAAAGAAUUGAGAAAGAAAUGGGAACUGUUGUUGAGGCUAGUUCUGUCUCUCAUCGUCAGAACCCCUUCCUACCCAGCACCCAAAGGCAGGUGCAGUCUGUUGCCAGAAAAUCCAAGUCAGUGACUGUGAAUGUCACUAUUUCCACAGAUGACGAUGCCCAAUCUAACCCUGGGUCUGAAGGAAAGAGCAAACCUUUAUAUAUCCUGUCCGUAUCAAUUCCAACUAAUGGAAAAGAUCAGGAUGCUGAUAUCAAUAUAGUUAAACCUGAUGAUCAGCAACACAUUGCUAGAUUGUCUCUAACAGUUCUUGGCAAUCAGACCUACAGUGAUACCUUCAAUUCACACAAAGAUCCUUCAACAGAUUCUGCAGGUCCCACAGCCAGUCGACUAGUUUCCCAAAGUCCAGCCUCAUCAUCAACUGGGCAAUGCAAUUGCCCUUGCCCUUGUCAGACAAGCAGUGCUCCAUCAAAUACUCAUAGUAUUCCAAUUCCUCAAUCUUUUCUGCCUGAGACCAGACCUGGCAAUCGAAUUUCAGAUUACUCAAGUUAUGCCUCGCCUCCAGUUGCAGCAGCUGACACGGAUUCUGAUAAGCCCAGUACAGAUAGUUCCCCUAAAAAUUGCAAAGUAGACCCUGAUCCACCCUCCACCACCCCACCCCCAACCGUCCCACCCCUUUCGCCUGAGGUUGAAAGAGAGUUAGAAGAACACAAGCUCAGGCCUCAAAAGACGAUCCCUCCGGAUGGGACAACCUUCAAGAUGAUGGAACUCGGAGAGCGCCUUCGUCAGGAGAUUCCGCCCUACGGUUACUGGAAUAUGCAGUUCUACCAGACGGAGUCGGCCUACGUCAAGUUCGACGUGUCCAUACCGAGGGGCUCCUCCAUCGGCAUCUACGGAAGAAGGAACGCCCUCCCGACUCACACGUCCUACGACUUCCUGCAAGUACUCAAUGGGUAUAAGACCAGCUCCGGAAGGACGACCAGGUCGUCAAAGGCCCCAUCUCAGCCGCAGACGCUGACGAAGUACCUGGAGCAGGGCCACUGGUUCCUGAGUCUAUACAACGACGACGGCGAUCCCCAGGAGGUGUCACUGACAGGCGACGUCUCCACCGAGUACACCGAAGGCUGCCCCAAGGGAUGCUCUGGAAACGGCGACUGUAUAUUGGGAUCUUGUCAGUGUCAUCCUGGAUUCGCGGGGCCCGACUGCACUCAGAUGAUGUGUCCCGUGCUCUGUUCCGGUAAUGGCGAAUACCGGGACGGCGAGUGCACUUGUAGACCAGGCUGGAAGGGCCGAGAAUGCAGCAUUCGCCAUGACGAGUGCGAGGUCCCCGACUGCAAUGGGCACGGUCACUGUGUUGAUGGGCGAUGCCACUGCGCCAAAGGCUACAAAGGAGAGUUCUGCGAAGAAACUGACUGCCCACACCCGACGUGCUCGGGGCAUGGGUGGUGCGUGGGAGGUCACUGUGUUUGCAAGAAAGGCUGGAGGGGUCCAGAUUGUGGCAGCACCGACGAAUUGGCUCUUCACUGCUUGCCCGACUGCUCAGGUCACGGCCAGUUUGACCUGGAGAGCCACGAGUGCGUCUGUGAACCCGAGUGGACGGGAUCCGAGUGUGAUGUCGCCGUCUGCGGACUGGACUGUGGUACCCACGGGCGUUGUGAAGAUGGGUCCUGCCUCUGCUUCCCCGGUUGGACGGGUGAACGGUGCGACUUGCUGACCUGUGACCCCAGAUGUGAAGAACACGGCCAAUGCAAGAACGGAACCUGCAUUUGCAUGACGGGUUGGAACGGUCGCCACUGCACUUUGGCGGGCUGUCCGAAUUCGUGUUCGGGCAACGGCGCAUGCGUGAUCGAGAACGAGGAGUGGGUCUGCAGGUGCCAGGCGCAGUGGGAAGGCCACGACUGCUCAGUGAUGCUCGAAACCAACUGCGCAGAUAACAAAGACAAUGAUCUUGAUGGUUUAGUGGACUGUGCCGAUGCCGAGUGCUGUUCGACCCCGGCGUGCCAGCAAUCGACCCUGUGCCUGACCUCCGUAGAUCCCAUCGACAUCCUACUCAGGAAACAGCCUCCGGCAGUAACUGCGUCGUUCUUCCAGCGAAUGAGAUUCAUCGUGGAGGAAGGCUCCGUCCAGAACUACGCUAAAGGCCCAGCCUUUAACCAAAGCAUGCACAGGAUUUUCAUAAAUGAGAGCCGAGCGUCAGUGGUGAGGGGUCGAGUGAUCAGCGGACGCGGGACUGGCCUGCGAGGAGUGAGGGUGUCGCACUAUCGCUCUGCAGACAUGGGCUUCACCCUGACGAGACCCGGAGGCUGGUUCGAUCUCAUGGUCAACGGCGGUGGGGCCGUCAAGCUCCUCUUCGGGAAGUCGCCGUUCCUUCCCGUCACCGAGACUGUUUGGGUGCCGUGGAAUGAGAUUGUUGUGAUUGAUACCGUCGUCAUGACCACUGUCGAGGUGGUUCCUCCACCUCAACCGACUCCUUGCCCUGACCACAGCUACGAUGCGCUGAAGCCCGUCGUUUUGGCAACGUGGAAACAUGGCUUCCAAGGCGGCUGCCCUGAGUGCUCGGCUAUUCUGACAGAGUCACAAGUAGUUCAAGAGAGUUUAAGCAUCCCGGGAACAGGACUACAUUUGGUUUAUCACUCAUCAAGGGCCUUAGGAUAUGAGUCUACCAUCCAGUUACAGCUGACUCCUUCAGUCAUACCAGAAACCCUGCGUCGAAUCUACCUCAGAAUCACUAUAGAAGGGAUCUUGUUCGAGAAAACGUUCGAGGCUGAUCCAGACAUCAAGUUUACUUAUGCCUGGAAUCGUUUGAAUGUCUACAGACAACGCGUGUAUGGUGCCACAUGGGCGGUGGUGAAGGUUGGCUUUGCAUAUAUCAAUUGCGAUCAGAUUAUUUGGGAUGCGCAAACGACUCAAGUAUCUGGACAUGACAUGAGCAUAUCCGACAUUGGUGGGUGGGACUUAUCCAUUCAUCACAGAUACAACUUCCACGAAGGCAUAUUGCAAAAAGGUGAUGGACGUAACAUGCAUUUGAAGCAAAAACCCAGAGUGCUGAGAACUCUGAUGGGAGAUGGACAUCAAAGAGAAGUGUCCUGCAGGUCCUGUGAUGGGCCAGCAGACAAACAACGUCUGUUGACUCCAGCAGCCCUGGCUUCAGGUCCAGAUGGUUCUCUGUAUGUCGCGGACUUCAAUUUGAUAAGACGUAUUCUGCCAGACAACACAGUCAAAACAGUAGUGAAGCUAAACGAAACUCGAGUUUCUUAUCGUUAUCACCUUGCAGUCAGCCCUGUUUCUGGAGAGGUGUACAUCAGUGAUCAUGAAUCUCACCUUAUUCUCAAAGUUCGUGAUCCUGACGAUUAUUCAAGACCAGAGGAAAAUUACAUGCCCUUCGUAGGCUCUGGUGAACGCUGCUUACCAGGUGAUGAAGUAGGAUGUGGUGACGGAUCGUUGGCACGAGAUGCUAAACUUCAGUAUCCAAAAGGAAUGGCUGUGUCACUGGAUGAAGUCUUAUAUUUUGCUGAUGGCACCAAUGUUCGGGCAGUUGAUUCUGACGGCCUUAUAAACACAGUGAUAGGAACACACCGACACAGGACACACUGGCGACCUCUUCCUUGUGAAGGAACAGUCCCUGUCACAGAUGUCAGCUUGCGAUGGCCUACUGCAGUAGCUGUUAGUCCCCUUGAUGACUCUCUCUAUGUCCUAGAUGAUCAUCAUGUCUUACGUCUGACUAAGGACGGUCAGGUGAAAGUCAUGGCAGGUAGACCUCUACACUGUCCUCCCCUUGGACACGAUGCGCCCUCAGAUCUCGCUGCUCACACCACUCUUCGCUCUCCACAAAGCCUUGCAUUUGCACCAACUGGGGAUCUCUACAUUGCAGAGAGUGACAAUGAGCGCAUAAAUCGUGUUCGCGUUAUUGAAACUGACGAGAGAAUACACGAUUUUGCAGGCGCAGACUCAAAAUGCAAUUGCCAAGAGGAGACUUGUCCUUGCUAUGAUGAAUCACAUGUAUUGGCUGCCACCGCUGUCUUUUCAACCAUUUCAGCUCUCUCUGUAACGCCAGACGGUGUAGUUCACGUUCUAGACCAGGGUAACCUACGUAUACGCUCUGUUACUUCUUCGAUUCCAGAGCAUAAUGAUGAACGGAUGUAUGAAAUUUAUUCGCCCGAAACACAGGAGGUAUACAUUUUCAACAGGUUUGGUCAUCAUGCUCUCACAAGGAGUAUACCUACGGGACGUACCAUUUAUACAUUCGCAUAUAAUGUGAACACCAGCAAUGGUAAAUUAUCCACUGUGACAGAUGCCGGAGGAAACAGAGUGUCUUUCCUUCGUGAUUACACAGGCCAAGUGACUAUGGUCGAAAAUUCACGGCAGCAGAAAUGCCGCCUGCAGAUGUCCCGCACGAGGAGAUUAGAGGAGUUGGUGACACCUGAUGAACACAACGUAACCCUCACUUACCAUGGUGCCACGGGCUUACUCCGCUCGAGGAUGGACUCCACUGGCCGCGCUCACGUCUACACUUACGACAAGUACGGUCGUCUGACUCGAUGUGUCACGCCCUCCGGACAAGUAGUUGAUUUGGCAUUCGAUUUGAGCCAGAAAGGAGCGAGAGUCACUCUCACCCGGGAUGGCACAGCACCUGUCACCAUGCUAAUCAAGGGAGCACUUGUUACAGAAACAGUUGGCACUGCUUCAAGGGUAACUGCCCAGCUACCGGAUGGAUCAGUGAUAUCUCGAACUGCAUGGGGUCAUCACAUAGCCACAGAAACGGUUCCAUACACACUUCUGCAAGACCAUACCCUUGCGCACUCGUAUCCAGUAUCUGGACGUCAAAGGACUGAAAUUGGAGAUGAGCUCGUCAACAGCUUUGACUGGAAGUACUUUGUGGAAACAAGUGAGCGACAUGGCCCAGUGACACAGGUUGGUCGAAAGAUGAGAGUCAAUGGAGAAGACCUGCUUACAUUUAAAUACGACCUGUAUACUGGAACAGAAGCUGUCCUUAAUGAGGCCGGCGCUACUCUUCUGAAUGUAAGCUAUGAUGCCUUGGGAAGGCCACUCCGUUGGUCACCAGCCCAGCCAUUCUUGCCCGUGCAACUAACAUACGAUCGUUUCGGACAGCUAGAACACUGGUCGUGGGGAGAAAUGAGAGAAGAUUAUGCUUACGACAGGAAUGGAAGAUUUGAGGGAGUAACUUUUGCUGAUGGCACGAAAGUUACUUACUCAUUCAAGGAUUUAUCCAGUGUGAAGCCUUAUAAAGUAAGCAUAGCCUCUGGAGCUGAACACCUUCUCGAGUAUGAUGAGGGAGGUGCUAUGUCCAGCGUCACAACGCCACGAGGACACAAAUACUCCUUCCACGUGCAACCUUCGCUUCUGCACAAUCGGUUUACUUUCACCCCUCCUGGAUCACCACGCCAUCCAUACCAGCUAUUCUACAGCGACGAUGGCAGAAUUUUAGCAGAAGUAGCACCUCACCAAGCCAGCAGAGUAGUCUAUCAUUAUGAUCAUACAGGACGGUUGCAUUUACAGAUAUAUGGUGAUGGGUCCAUAGAGUAUGGUUAUCAUCCGGAAACUGGUCUCAUUAGAUCAGUUGUGGUUAGAGAACAAGAGUUUGAACUUCGCACGGACAACAAGUAUCAUGCAGGUCUCGUCAAAGAACAGAGGAUAAGGUUUGGUCCGGGCACUGGCGUCGAUUCGGCGAAGUUAAGGUUCCUUUACGAUGGAAAUGCUCGGCCAAGGAGAAUCGAGAUGGAAAUCAAUGGCAAAGAACAGCCAGACUACGAUAUGAAAUACAACAUGAUAUUAGGAACACUAGACAGCGUAGGUGACCUAAAAGUAACGUCAUCUUAUCACAAUAAGACUGUUGUCCAAGAUGUACGCAAAACAAUGUUACGAGUAACAGGGUUUGACCCCCAUGGCCGCAUUGUUGAGUCAGAGUUGACAUUAAGGGGACGUCUCGUCCGUCGAAGUAAAUAUGGUUAUGAUAAACGAGGCAGAUUAGCAACGAUGUCCACGUGGCGAGGACCAGGGUCAUCCGAGGUUCGAACCAAUUACACUUACACGCCAGACGGAUUCCUUCAGGCUGUGGAUGGAGAGGAAUCUUGGCAGUUUAGAUAUGAUGCAAAUGGCAACAUGAUAUCCGUUGUGGAAGGUGGUAGAGAAAUGACAGCAACAUACGAUGGUGCUGAUCGUCUGGUUGGCUGGGGAGAUGUGGAGCUCAACACCUACUCUCCAGCAGGAACUGUAGUGCGUCAAGGGGAAGUUCACCUUUCGUACAGUGCCCGUGGAAAUGUAAAAUCAGCAUGGCAACAAGGGCAGUAUAAGAUCUGGAGCAGACAUGACCAUAGAGGAAGACUAUCUGUUUGGGAAGAUGAUCACGGGAAUAUAACACAAUUUUUCUAUGCAGACCUUCGUCGUCCUAAUCUUCCAACUCACAUACAUUAUCCCAAACGGGGAGUAACGCAUGCAUUAGAAUAUGAUGAACGUGGACAUUUAAUGUCUCUCCACACUGGAAAACGCCAGCUUUGGGUGUCCACUGAUCAUCUUGGUUCUCCAGUGGCUGUAUUUGAUGACUCUGGAGUGCUGGUCAAAGAAAUUGUCAGGUCACCUUGGGGUGCUACAUUGAGUGAUUCCAGACCAGAUUUACUCCUCCAUGUAGAUUUCCAAGGAGCCCUUCGUGACCCAGUAACUGGAUUUUUGGUAUUUGGUCUUCACAGUUAUGAUCCAGUUCAUGCCCAGUGGAUGGCACCUCGCUAUGAUUUGGUCAUUAGUUCUCCAGACCAUGUAGGUGCCAUUUAUACCCAUCGUUUCCAUGACAAUGACCCCAUCAAUCCAGUUAGUCGCCAGCCAAAACAUUAUACAGACUUGGACAGCUGGCUCAAGCUGUAUGGAGUGGAUAUGACGAAGAUGUUGGGUUCAAGUUACCAUGAUGAGACAGUUGAACAGCCAGUGGGAGCUUUGGCAGCACCCCAGUUAGCACCUGCACUGAAUGUUAUAUCUGGUCUUUCUUGUUCUACAGAAGGAGUUCUAAAACAGUUUGCCCAGCCAACUUUGUUACCUAAGUCUCUCGUCAGAUCAGCUGCACCAGCCUGGGCUAUACCAGGAUGGGCAGCACUAGGUCGCUUCUCUUCAUCACCUCCUGUCCUCGGACCUGGUGUCCUUGUAUCCCGCGUCAAUGGCAGAGCACUGGUCACCCUAGUUCCAUCUCGGGAAAAUCCAGUCGUACAAGACGUGGCCCGAGAUGUUCUGAAUGGUUCUGCCUUACUGGAUAUCACUUUCACCCAUCACCACCAUCACACUCUUUACCUCGUCAAAGAAAAUGCAGACUCGCGCCACGAUGACCUCCAGCAACUCCAGCGUCUGAGUGGCCGUUUCAAUGUCACCUCCAAGGAAGAAGGAGAGCACCAUGAAGUCAAAGUUGUUGACAGUGAUGUAUCAUUAGUUAUUUUGUACGGCAUUGAUCCACCUGCUGCUCGUCAUCGCUUACUUCGUCACGCCCAUCGUCGGGCUGUAGAAAGAGCAUGGGAAAUGGAGCGUCUAUUAGCUGAGCGAGGCUCUCCAACUAAGCAUCAGUGGACAGUUGAGGAGCGAGAAGAACUCGUGAGUGAAGGUUUUGUAACAGGGUACUCUGCAGCCGAUCAUCACUCCAUUCAUCGGUUUCCAUUGUUAGCUGAUGACCCGACUAACGUCGUGUUUAGACGUGACACUGGUCGUCGGCGAAGGCGAAGUAGAAUGGCUUCCCACACGUGAUCCCUGGAGCUGGGCGCGGCCCAUGUACAUACCACCGUAUAGUGUAGCGCUGUGAACCUGUACACACUGUACAAACAGGGUAUUUCUCACACAUUGUACACAUCUCUCCGAGCCGGAGAAUAAUCCUCACAUGUGAUAGAGGCAGACUGUGUGGCACAGAUGGUUAAAUCAGAUAACAUAACUGCAAGGGGGGGGUAUGGCAGAAAUAUGUCAUAGUUGUGCGAAUAAGGCACCAUGACUGUGUGUAUGGAAGUAAGUAUGUGCGAGAAUGAAUGGUGCAGCAGAGUGAAAGCUUCAAGCAGUCUUGCCAUACCUUCCUUAAGGAUUCGUUGCUGGUCAUUGUACAUAGCAUAAACCUAGUGUUAUUUUGUAUUGUCAAAAUAGCUAGGUCCUGCAAUGAUAUAUCAUUUUGCUGCUUAACAUUCCACCGUGAAUUAAAAGUACUGUGUACUAUACUCAUAUGGACAGACAAGUAUGAAAUGUGGGAGUGAUGCAGAGAGAGAUGGCAAGACAUAUAUUUUGUACAUUUUUGUUACAAUCAUGUCCAUUAUUUAGAUACUUAAUGCCUAUUUCUAUUGGACUUUGUCCUAAGUACCAGUAUGAUGUCUAUUUGAGGUCAAGGCUUUCGCUGAAAAAAGUGGCUGUAAGAUUUCUCAGUACAUUAAAAAAAAUUCAGCAAGUGGAAAAGAAUAUAUAGCUGUAAAACAAAGUGAUAAGAUUUUUUUUGCAAUUUAAGGAGUGAAAACUUUAGAAAGGGGAAAGCAAAGCCUUGUCUUCUGUCUUCUUAAAAAAUGACUACUUUUGUGACCUGCUCAGAAACAAUGAGACAAUUCUUCAGUAAAUCUCACUUUCACGUCAACAUUACUGGAGCAGAAAGUGAGUUUUAGUGAUUAACUCAGAAUUACUGGCCAAGUCACCACAAGACAUCAAGCCUAAACUUGCAAUAACUAAGCAAACAUUGCGACUCAGAUGCUUUGUUUUGAAAGCUAUCUGGGCCAUUUACAAGACGUGUAGCUGGCAAUAUUAGAGAUUGGUUGUUGUUUCCCAUUUGUUAAGCUGGUUUAUGUUGACUGGGAAAAUUGUAUAUUUCGUCAUGGAUACCCAUCCUUAAGACUGCAAAAUGUUUAUUACAGGUAAAACAGUAUGCAAGAAAACAUUUGUUUGGUGUAAACGUUUGAUUAGUGGUUUGUUACUUAGUUGAUUUUUUUACAUGGUUUUGUUCCCAUGAAUAUUGUAAAAUAAGUAAAACCUUAUUACGAAAUGUGUUGUGUGGAAAAAUGUACUGCAUUUCCAGUUAUGAAAUCCAGCUGUAGUUACAGUCACAAUAUUGGUGCUUUAUUUCCUAGAGGUGAGAUCCACUCCUGGUAUCUUGUGAUAAAGAGUAGGAUUAUUUGAUUUAUUAUGUUGGUGCUUUUUAUUUAUUUUUCUCUCCUCUGUGAGGGCAGAGGCUGUAGGUUUUUUUUCAUUAUUAUUAUUAUGAUUAUUAUUUGCACUUAGCACAGCUUGGCGCAACCAACAUAUCAAGACACUGUAGAAUAGAUGUAUGUUUAUGUGCCAUAGAGUUCACAUUGGUUGCUUGUGCCAAGAAAGUAGAUGUGAGGUAUGUUUUGUACAGGCAAGUCAGAAAUGAGUGUUAGAUUAGCCAAAGAUGUGAAUGAUGUUAAAAUUACUAUAUUCUUGUGCCCUCCCAUUUACCUGCGAUAUCUUAAAAAAAAUGUUAUGCAUAGCCAGCCGAUAUCUUACAACGUUGUGCAUAGCCAGGUUUCUAUAUUUCUUUCCAUAUGGUCAUGUGGUAGGAUAUUAAAAGGGUGACAUCCCACACUUCUCUUGUUAAUCUAUUUUCAAUUUGAAUCAUUGUUCAUGUAUAGAUUUUAUUUCACUACUGUACUGUACUAUAUUUCCCUUCUAAUUCCAAUACUAAUUCACUCUCUAUACUUAAAAGAUACUGUAAAUGUAUUUUAUCUGUAAAAGAAGUCUUUUUAUAUUAAAAUCAUCAGUCAUAUUAUAGGUCAGUGAAAAUCACUGGCAAUUGUAUUUCAUAUUCAUCAUUAAACUUAAGAGACCAAAGUCCACACAAGUGGCACUAUUUUCUUGUACAAGAAAACUUUGUCAUUAAUCUUCUAGCAAGGAAUUGUGGUUUGAAGAACAUUCAUUGUACAUGCAUCAUGACUUGAUGUUGUAUCAAAAACGAGUUCACAUUUCUCACGUGCAUGUACUGUACUUGCAUCAACCAAUUCAGAUUUUCACUUACUAACUGUAAUAACUGAUUCAAUUACCUCAGUCACAUUUCUUCUCUAGACUUUUCCAGACUCAGUCGUCCAGAACUUAGACAUAUUUAGAUAUUCUAGUGAGUAACUGCAAAUGCAAUGUUUAUUUUAUGAAAGGAGAGGUAGUUAGCUGCACACAGGCUCUAGUGAAAGAGAUUAUUAUGUUUUAUAUAGUAUUGUAAUUAUAUAUAAAAUACAUUUAGUCCCCAGUUUUUAUUGAGCCAUUGUGUUAUUUUCCCAAUAACCCUAAAGUUAUAUAUUUUGUGGGAUUUUUUAACUGUAGCAUUUUACAAACAGUAGAAAGUACUGUGAAAAUAUUGGGCAUUAUAAAUAUUCACAUACAGCAUGCAUAUAGAUCAGCAACUAAAAACAAUUGUAUGUAUUUUUGUCUUUCCCACACAAUCUUCAAAUUUGUAGUUUAAUAAGUGUUAAGCGACGCUGUUUGUACCGUACGAAGCCGCGUGGCCGGCUCCCGCAAUUAAUGUUACUGUAACAAAAGAGAUUAUGUGCACGGGGACAACCGGUCUCUGCUAAAUAAAACAUGAAAUAAG